Molecule: messenger RNA, 2082 nt
Organism: Penicillium chermesinum
Lineage: Eukaryota; Fungi; Ascomycota; Eurotiomycetes; Eurotiales; Aspergillaceae
Product: putative actin binding protein
Exons: 5
Coding region: 1-2082 (693 amino acids)
Biological process (GO): regulation of actin filament polymerization
Cellular component (GO): plasma membrane; actin filament; cortical actin cytoskeleton
Molecular function (GO): actin filament binding
Source: RefSeq, a predicted model, not a curated record
AUGGCCUCCCUUAACCUUUCAACCAACGGACCCUCCAUAUCCAAAAGCUAUCAGACCGUUGUGAAUGCCACGUUACCCAACGGAAGCUCUCCAACCUAUGGCCAAUGGGCAGUCUUUUCAGUGUCAACCCCGCUUGUGAACGCUUUCCAACAGGACUCCGCCAAUAAAGAGAGCGUAUUGAAAGUUCAGGCCUCUGGAGAGGGUGAACUUUUGGAUCUCAUCGAAGAGUUCUCUGAAGGUCGCAUUCAAUUCGCAUAUGUCAAAGUCACAGACCCGAAUACAGCAUUGCCGAAAAAUGUCCUCAUUGCCUGGUGCGGUGAGGGGGUUCCCGAGCGCACUAAAGGGUAUUUCACGAGUCAUCUCGCUAGCGUUUCCAAAUUCUUGCAUAGUCGCAAGCACCCCCCCCCAGCUGCAGCUCCUCGCCCCCCUGUAGCAAGCAAACCUGUGUUCACUCCAACUCGGUCUGGUGGGGUCGCCUCGGCGCCUUCUAUUUCUCGACCUAAGCCAUCUGCGCCUGAUGAUGACGAUGGCUGGGGUGCUGAUGCUCCUCCUAUUACACGAACGCAGCUCGAGAAAGUCAAACCUGCUUAUCAACCUACAAAAGUGAAUUUGCAACAGCUCAAGGCUGAGAACCAGUCACCUGCGAGCAGACAGUCUACUGCAGAGGCUACCAAUGAACGAGAUGAUGUGGUCCGGGGUGGCUAUCAACCAAUAGGAAAAGUGGACAUCGCCGCUAUUCGUCGCCAGGCCGCUGAAUCUGGCCAGAUGAAAGAUGAUCGUCCGACACCAGUCAAAGGGUCCUAUGAGCCAGUCGGUAAGGUGGACAUCGCGGCCAUUCGUUCCCGAGCCCAGAAGCCUGGGGGCAGUGCUCCCCUUACUGACUCGACUCCGAUUUCACGGAACGAGCCGACUGCCCUCCCGGAGCGUCCAGCAGCUAAUGCUGAGCGCUUGACCGACCUACCAAAGCCCAAGGUUGCUAAUAGAUUUGGCUCUGGCCCCCCGGUUGGAGGCACUAAACCCCCGCUGCCUGCUGGCCCCGGUGUCUCAUCGAGCACUGCAAACGCUCAGAUCGGAAGCGCUAGCCGAACCUUUGCUAACCAAGGAGGCAAAACACCUGCGCAAUUAUGGGCGGAACGUAAAGCUAGAGAGCGUGGAGAGACCUCUGAGACUAAUAUAUCUGUACCACCACCUAUCCAAAGCCAGGCCAGCGGCCAGAAUGAAUGGAAGAGCUCUUAUGCUGGAAAGUCAUGGGCGCCUGUUCAAACUGUGCAGGAUCGCCCUGCCCCAGCGCAGCCCGACGUGCGAGCAUCCGACCCCUUGCAACCCGAAAGCUCAGCGCCGUCUGAAGUCGCAACUGCGCGCGAGAAAUUCUCCCGCGAGCCUCCAGCCACCCCCCCCAUCCGCGAAAGCUCCCCUAUUCAAAUCGCUGUUCCUGUGAGCCAAAGCGUCUCGGACGCACACGAAGAGCAGCACGCUCCACCACCAGCCUUGCCGGUGGAAAGCUUGCAGGAGGCUGUUCCGAAGGAAGAAGAUCUUGAAGAAGAUCACCAUGAUCUUGGCCGUGCAGCUGCGGAAGCUACAGUCCCUGUCCAUUCGCAAGGCGGCUUGCAUGCAGUAGUUCAAUAUGACUAUGAAAAGGCCGAGGAUAAUGAAAUUGACCUUCGGGAAGGCGAAGUGGUGACUGAAAUUGAGAUGGUUGAUGAGGAUUGGUGGUUGGGUGUCAAUGCCCAAGGCGAACGAGGACUCUUCCCUGGAAACUACGUCGAAAUCGCAGCAGACGGUGAGGUCGCUGAUGCGCAUACCGCAGCUCAUGCAGAGGCCGAGCCCGAAUCUGUUGCUGAGCCGGAACCUGUCUCUGCUCCACCUCCACCUGCUGCUUCGGGACAUGAUUCAGCCCCAGCUUCCCAAGGCGCGACAGCUGCUGCUCUGUAUGACUAUGAGGCUGCGGAGGAUAAUGAAAUCAGCUUCCCAGAAGGUGCAACCAUUACUAACGUGGAAUUCCCUGACGAGGAUUGGUGGCUGGGAGAAUACGAAGGCCAGCGGGGCUUGUUCCCUGCAAACUACGUGCAGCUCCAUGAUUGA